AUGUUUGGACCAGGAUCCAAAUGUUUUACGUCCAGAUGUCCCCCCGUCUCUCAGGAGCGCGUGCAGAAGAGUUUUCCUCACCCGAUCGAUAAGUGGGCGAUCGCUGACGCUCAGGCUGCCAUCGAGAAGAGGAAGAGGAGGAACCCUCUGGCCCUGCCCGUCGACAAGAUCCACCCGCUGCUCAAGGAGGUGCUGGGCUAUAAGAUCGACCACCAGGUGUCUGUGUACAUGGUGGCCGUGUUGGAGUACAUCUCUGCUGACAUCCUGAAGCUGGCCGGAAACUACGUCAGGAACAUUCGGCACUACGAGAUCUCGCAGCAGGACAUCACCGUGGCCAUGUGUGCUGACAAGGUGCUGAUGGACAUGUUCCACCAGGAUGAGGAAGACAUCAGCGGCUUCCCUCUGAUGGACGAGGAGCCAUCAGCCAAUGAGGAGCAGAGUUACUACGAGCUGGUGCGGAGCUUCAUGUCUGAGGGCCGCCAGUACCUGAGAACUCUCAACCUGCUGAUCAAGGUGUUCAGAGAGCCAAUCAGCUGCAGCCACAGGCUCUUCUCCCAGCACGAUGUGGACAGUAUCUUCAGCAGGAUCGUAGAUAUCCAUGAGGUGACGGUGAAGCUGUUGGGUUAGCUGUCUGUCUGUAACC
Perca flavescens (yellow perch) is the source of this 643-nucleotide messenger RNA. Its product is annotated as son of sevenless homolog 1-like. Gene Ontology annotation, cellular component: nucleosome. The record is from RefSeq and is a predicted model, not a curated record. Gene Ontology annotation, molecular function: structural constituent of chromatin; protein heterodimerization activity; DNA binding. Lineage: Eukaryota; Metazoa; Chordata; Actinopteri; Perciformes; Percidae. The transcript is spliced from 4 exons. The coding region runs from base 1 to 627 and encodes 208 amino acids.